CAUGGAAAUAAACCAGUGGGAAAGCGGAGUAAUAAUAAAGUCAGAAUUAAUAUAAACGUUUAUCAUUAAUAUAUUGUAGAAAUACUGCCGUGCGUGUUAGAGAGACUAUUUAUUGCGUGUAUAAACAAUAAUAACAAAAAUAAAGACAAUUAACGAGUCUGCUGUAUCAGGAAUGCCCACUUCCGGAAAUUCCUACGUCACGAGCUUACCUGGAACACGACUCGAGACCUGUCCGCCGCAGUGAGGGUGGGGAAAGGGGAAAGUGCUGAGCCAUGUCCAGACCAUGGUGCUCCCUGUUCCUCGUGCUGGUUGGAGCUUCACUGUGUGCCACAAAGCUGAAGAAUUUCAACUCGCUGGACGACAUCACCUGCUCUCAAGGUUUGGACAAUUGUACAGUCGUUAAUGAGAACCGUGUGGUUCCCCCACCUGAUUCGGGCCCCAUUGAGGUUUUGGCUUUUGUCCUGGAGCCCGCUCUCUGCUGCCCAACAACACAGACAUGCAAACCGUGUCUCCUGACCCAUAUCACACUCAAAAUCCUUGUGGAUGAUGAUGAUGAUGUUAGUGGAGACACACACAAAGACUCUGAAGAUGAGGAAAGUCCUGCUGCUCUAACACUGUGCUACCUGUCAGCACCAAAUCUUUCGUCCUGCAAGAGGAUCCGCUUUUUAGUGAAAUCAGAUGCAUGGAAGAACAAAGAAAAACAAAAGAUCACGGUGGUGUUGUACGAUGGCGUGUUCCUGGGAAGUUCUGUGAAUGUCUCGCUGAACCGCACAUCCCAGGUGGUUCAUAUUCCACAGAAUAAGUCAGUGUGUCCUUCUUCAGAAUGUCAGCCUCUCAGGAUCGUCCCAGAAAUUGACGAGUCAAGGGGAGUGGUGGAGCUGAAAGCUGAAGACAAGGCGUCGCUGCUGAUCUGUAUGAAACGGAAAGGAAUGACCUCGUGUUUGCCGAGUGACUGGACCAUCCCGCUGCACUCCGUCACACACUGCAUGUGUUUCCAGGUUUGGAGGAAACAGCAAAUGAAAAAUCUUAUCGGUUUGAAAGUUGCCCCUUUGACAAUCACACAGUGUGCAGGGAUCAGAAUAAACGCGAUUAGGAACGUGUCCACCUCUGUGGGACUCACUGAGACAAAUGAAGGUCCUCCAGCUCUCAGCUGGAACCUGAGCGCCCCCUGCAGGCUAGAGGUGGAGGUGUGGCCCUGUCAGAUGGCUGUGACUCAGGGAGGAGGCUGCAGUGAAGUGCUUGGAUUCAGACGAAACGCCACAAAGUGGGAGGAGAACAAGAGCACACUGUGGACAUCAGGAGAUUUUCAGAACUUCACCACCACAGACAACCUGCACCUUUGUGUGAUGUUUAAGGUGAAUGGAGAAUUGUUGGAGCCUGUGUGUGGUGACCCCCACAGGGGGCGCUGGAGCAGCAUGAUAUUUGUGGUGGUGCUGGUUUCCUUCCUGCUCACAGUCGGAGUGUUUGUGUUCAGAAAGAGAAUUAAAGAGUGGCUUUCAAACUCCAACCCAACAGUUCAGUCUGGAGGACGUGGUGAAGUGCUGCUUGUGCACUCAUCCGGUUCUGAUCCGUCUCUCUCAGACACUGCGUGCUGGUUUGCCACUUGGCUUUCUGAACUCGGGUUCUCCGUGUCUCUGGAUCUGUGGAACCGGGCGACUGUGAAUGCCAUGGGUCCGAUCCCGUGGCUGCACUCGCAGCUCCAGCGGAUCCAAAAGUGCAGCGGGAAAAUCCUGGUUCUGCUCUCGCACGACGCCAUGCUCCGAGCCGAGGCUUGCUACGAAAGCUGGCAUGUUGGCAUGUACAGAGAAGACAGCAAGCUGAACAGAAAGCCCUGGCACUGGAACAAUGACGUCUUCAGUUCAGCCAUCAAUUCCCUCAUUAGUGCUCGCAUUCAGGGGGGCGCCACUGAGCAUUUUGCUCUGGUGCAGAUGGGCUCUGAGGAACUUAUACUUCCAGAACUGUUUGAAGGCCUGAAAAUCUUUCAUCUGCCCUCUGAGUCUCAGCGCCUUCUCGCUGAUCUCCACACCAGCCACCUUCGUGGCUUUGGACCCCGACUCAAGAGGUUCCUCUGGACCUGGAGAGCCUCGGCCGGACUGAAGAAGAGGCUGAGGAACUAUAGAAAAGAGGGGCGCUCGUGCACAGAGCCCACGCAGGUCAUUGAGGCAGAAAUGCACCUUCUUGAAGUUUAACUCAGACUUUUUCCUACAGAGCAGGAAUGCAGCACACGACCAUGAGGUCACUAGAGAAAUAAAGUCCAUUCACCACAUUCAUAUGAAGGAAGAAAUCAUUUACAGGUCUGAGUUAAUUCAUUUCCAUGGUGAACUCUUUUCGUUCACCACCAGUUUCUUCUAAAGCCAUGGUGUAGAUGGUGUGAUGGACACCUGGCUCCUGGACACACUCUGACUUUUCUUCUCCUGCUCACUGAGCUUCUUUACUUUUAGUAUUUAAAAGCAGUGAGCAAUUCUGCACUGGGAUGGACAUUUAUUUUCUAAAUCUAGACUCUGUGCUGUAAGUAAUUAAUGAGCCUGGAGCUGGUCAUGGGAAUUGGAGAUCCUUUGUGAUCCAGUGUGGCUUUUUAAACCCCAGCACUCACAUGCAGUGAUUCACCAGUCACCAGAAGGAGUCAUCCAGCAGUCCACCAAUCAGGAGAUGGAUCAUGUGAACAUGUUCCACAGUGUUCAGUCACUUGAAAAUCCAUUGGAUAAUAACUGACCAGUAUUCACAUGAAGUUUAACUUCUCACUUUUCUCACAGCUGCUCACUCACACACUCCAGAAUUUGGCAGCUCUGGUGGGAAAUGAAUGAUCUUUGGUUGCUUGUCGCUGUGAGUUGAGAAGGAGCACAGCAGCAGUGUGUACAGUGUAAAGAGCUGAAAUGUUUACACUGUUUUUACUCCAAACUACCUACAGUUUAGCAUGAAAGCAUAUGGAACCAUCAUGGAUCAUCUUUAAGUUCAGAAAUGAGCUUUAAAUUGUAAUUAAGUUGAAGUUUAAAGACAAUUUCAGACUAAACUAAUGUACUAGAUGCAUAAUAUACCAAAGAAUAUACCUUUUAGCUCCAUGUACCUCAGUGAUGCAGUAACACUGCAUAGAAUUUACAAUUUUGAAGACUUAGUACAACAUUUAAAAAUUGACAGCAUUUCUGAAUUC
Molecule: messenger RNA, 3148 nt
Organism: Silurus meridionalis
Lineage: Eukaryota; Metazoa; Chordata; Actinopteri; Siluriformes; Siluridae
Gene: il17rc
Product: interleukin 17 receptor C
Molecular function (GO): interleukin-17 receptor activity
Source: RefSeq, a predicted model, not a curated record